Macrosteles quadrilineatus (aster leafhopper) is the source of this 870-nucleotide messenger RNA. RefSeq names its product farnesol dehydrogenase-like. The coding region runs from base 35 to 799 and encodes 254 amino acids. Lineage: Eukaryota; Metazoa; Arthropoda; Insecta; Hemiptera; Cicadellidae. The transcript has 6 exons. The record is from RefSeq and is a predicted model, not a curated record.
UCGCUAGUUCAGUGCCCUCACACUUAGUGUAGUCAUGGAGAGGUUCGCUGGUAGGGUUGCUGUGGUGACGGGGGCGAGGGCCGGGAUAGGGGAGGCCAUCUCUCGAGCACUCGUGUCCUAUGGGAUCCUCGUGGUAGGGCUGGCCAGGAAUGAGGACAAACUCAAGGAACUAGAAAAAGAACUGUCAGGAGCAAAAGGGAAGUUUUACGGUAUCAAAACAGACCUCAGGAGUGAAGAGGAGAUUGUCAAAGCGUUUAAGUGGACAGAAAAACACGUAGGAGGGGUGGACAUUCUGAUCAACAAUGCAGGAGUGUCUACAAGAACAAGGGUGUUGGAUGGCAACAUGGAGAUCUGGCGCAACAUGUUCGAUGUGAACGUGUUCGCAGUAGGGAUCUGUACAAGAGAAGCGGUCAGAUCUAUGAAGACCCGAGGAGUCACUGACGGUAACAUCAUCAACGUCAACAGUGUGACUGGUCAUGAGGUGAGCACGUUGAUGAGUCAGUCAGUCUACUCUGCCACAAAACACGUGUUGACUAUCCUGACUGAGGCGAUGAGGAGGGAACUGGUCGAGGGGAACUCUACCAUCAGAGUGUCUAGUGUCAGUCCUGGAAGGGUGAUGACUGAGAUGAUAGCUCCAGGAGGUGUUAUACGAGCCACUGACCGAGGACCUACACUGGACUGUCCCUCGGUUGCAGACGCCGUCAUGUACGUGCUGGCCACCCCGUCACAUGUACAGAUUUCCGAGAUGAUUGUCCGACCAGUUGGUGAUCUAACUCAUCGAUUUCCAAAACAAAUUUAAAUUAAAUUUAUUAAAUUAUUUUUAUACAUUAUUAUUAGGAAAGUAAUAUAUAUUGUUAAGUUGUAAAUAAU